Molecule: messenger RNA, 921 nt
Organism: Penicillium antarcticum
Lineage: Eukaryota; Fungi; Ascomycota; Eurotiomycetes; Eurotiales; Aspergillaceae
Product: TMEM199/VMA12 family protein
Exons: 2
Coding region: 1-921 (306 amino acids)
Biological process (GO): vacuolar proton-transporting V-type ATPase complex assembly
Cellular component (GO): endomembrane system
Source: RefSeq, a predicted model, not a curated record
AUGGUCAAUCUCCUCACAACAACCCGAAUCCUCGCCGCCCUAGAACAGGUCCCAGCUUCGCAGCGCGAACAGCUAAACCUACCAGCCACGCUAGCAAAUGGCCCAAUAGCCCACGAACAACUCAUCCGACUAUCGCGAUAUCUCCAAAGCAACCGGGAACCCGAAGAGAAAGACACAGAGGCAACUACCUCCCCAUCAAUCCUCAAUUCCCUUCUGCGCGGCACGAAGGUAUACGUACCACCGCCGCCACCGAAGCCUGAGCCGACGCCCGAAUACGUAGCCAGCAAAGCAGCCCUUCAAGCCCGCGCCGACCAAAUAGCCUACAACAGACUGCUAAACCCAACAGCAGAACAAACACCCGAACACCACGAUCCCUAUCACGCCUCUGACCCCUCCAACCCGAAUAGCGCAGAGUACCAAGAUACACUUACUCCCUCGCUGGUCAUCAAUAUCUUCUUAUCGGUCGUCAUAACCGGGUUCAGUGUCUACUGGGCUCUGACGAAAUUUGCUACGCCGGAUAUUUUGUAUGAGGGGUUUGCGGCUUGGACGGCUGGAUCUGGGAAGAGCGUUGGUGGUGGCGGGGGUGGUGAGAGACAGGGUAUCUCAGAGGCUGUGCGUGUUUUGAUUGCUUUCUUUGCUGCUUUGGCGGUUGCUGUUGCUGAGGCGUUCUUGUAUGCUGCCUAUUCUGGGAAGGUUGAGCGGGCAAGGGUCAAGGAGAGGGGGUUGAGGGAGAGGAAGGUUUUUGUUGGAAGAGUUGGUGAGGGUGAAGGUGAAGAGAGGAAGGGGAAAGGUGCGGAUAGAGAGGGCGUUAGUGUUGACGGUGAUGGAAAAGAGGAGAUUUGGGGGAAGGGUGUUAAUGGAGGUGUUAGGAGGAGGGUUAGGGAGAAGUGGGAGAAAGAGAGGGAGGGGGUUGUUGAGUGA